UUUUUUUUUUUUCAAAUAGUGUAAUAUCGAAGAAUGAAAUCGCUUCUCAAAACAUUUUCGUGGUGUCAUUGACUGAACCAGAGGAUAAGGGUUCAAUGUGAGACGAUAAAGCUCCAGCGCAAUUACACCCUCCAUCCAGUUUUUGUUUAGUUUUUCUUUGCCAUCCUAGGGCAAGAUAUUUUUUUGAGAAAUUAUCGAACAUUUCCUUACUAGAAGAAUAAGUUACUGUGAAUUUCUCAGCAGUCGUAUUUCUGUCGGUCGCGAUUUUUUUAAUCGGUGUAAAGAUAAAAUUUGCUAAAAAAUCUUUUUUAUUCGACUGUGUUGAAAAACGAUGGUUCUCAGUUUGGAAACAGCCGUGAAACGUAAUUUUGCGUGGUAGUUCGAAAUUUCUUCGAUGCUCCUGAAUUUUGUAAAAAAAAUGUCUAGUCUGAAACUGGAUUUUAUUUUUCUUAGAAUUGUAAGCUACCUUUUGCUUCAACAGGUUCAAUAUAGAGCCCUUCUUCUUCUUCAAAUUGAAAUUUUAUUUUGUCGCUGCAGUUACAUGGUCGAUUAGUAAAUAAUAUAAAUUCUUCUAUUGCGCUUCCUGUCUUUGGAAGGAUUUAAAAUAUUUACUUAUGCUGAAAUCUCCUCUUUUUGAUCGCAGAUUUUCUGUUGACAAUGUUUUCCUGUCGCUGGUUGUUAGUUGCAUUGCUUUGACAUCGAUGUUUCUGACUAAUUCAAGAUUGACAACUAAUUCAUCGAAUGCGCCAAAAUUGUCAUUGUUUGAUUAGACGUGGAAAUUAUCCACGGAGUGAUAACCAGAUUCCCAUAAUUCUUGACAAUCACAUAUUAGCAAUUUUCGGUUGCCCAUGGAGGCUGUAAAAGGUGCUCCAGAUCUCUUAUUUUGAAUAAUAUAGUGGACACUUGUCGAGGAUGAUAUUUUUGUAAAAGUUUAUUUGAAAAUCUUUAUUGCGAACUAUAUUCGCUUAAAUCUGCAUUAAAGUCGAGCAUAUCUGGAAACCUUGGCCUAGAGUCUUUAAUAGGCUUUGGAAGCACUGCUGCAACAACCUGAUUCAUUUUUUUUUUACAACGUCAUUCUAAAUUUGUCAAAAAUAACAAACAACAAAUGAAUUUCAUUCGAUCGUUCUUAAAUACUUCAAAAAGGAGCCAUAAAUAUUUGCUCUUUUUGCAAAAACCAAUCUCCAGAUUUUUCUCGGACCAACCUUCAGAUUUUGAGGUUCAGCGUGAAACCCCAAAAUGUCUCAUAACAGAAACCAUACCUCUAGCAUUAUAUGGGGGUAGACACACCGUGACUAUGCUCCCAGGAACAGGUAUAGGGCCAGAAGUCUCAAAGCACGUCAGACAUGUGUUUCGAGAGAUGGGAGCGCCUGUAGAUUUUGAGGUUAUACACAUAGAUCCCAACGCAUCUUCUGAAGACGACUUACAAUACGCUCUAAUGUCGGUCAAACGAAAUGGAGUUGGAAUUAAAGGAGACAUAGGAGGAAAAUCUCUUAGCACUCUUACAACACACAGCAAUGUUAUACUGCGGAACGAAUUAGAUUUAUACGUUUACGUCAUUUGGUGCAGAUCGUAUCCUAAUGUACCUGCGAAACACAAAGAUGUAGACAUUGUUGUCGUUCGACAAAACACUGAAGGAGAGUACUCAAUGUUAGAACACAGCGUAGGUGGGUCUAAAGUAGUCGAAACUUUGAAGAUUGUCAGAAGAGACAGUUCUGUAAAACUAGCAACGUACGCAUUUGAGUAUGCCAAAAAACACAACAGGAAAAAAGUCACGACCAUCCAUAAAGCUAAUAUUAUGAAGCUUUCCGAUGGCUUGUUUUUGAGUGUGUCUAAGCAGAUUGCAAAGCAGUACCCCGAAAUAGAACACAAUGAUUUGAUCAUAGAUAACUUUUGUAUGCAGGUGGUAACUAAUCCUAAGCAGUUUGACGUUCUUUUAACGACGAAUCUCUACGGAAGUAUUGCUGCUAAUGUUAUUUGUGGUAUAACUGGAGGUCCUGGUCUUACAUCAGGAAUCAAUUAUGGACUGUAUUACGCAAUAUUUGAGCCUGGUACAAGAGCUUCUGGUGUCACAAUUGCCGGUAAGAAUAUGGCUAAUCCGGUGGCUAUGUUAAAUGCUUCAGUCGACAUGUUGUACCACUUGGGACAUACGGCAUAUGCGAAACGGCUUGAAUAUGCAAUCUAUAAAACAAUUUGUGAAGAUAAAAUACAUACCCCUGAUUUGAAAGGUUCGGCUACUACUGUAGAUGUUGUAAAUAAAAUUCUUGAGUACAUUUAUUUGGAGAGUAUUAUUAAAGUAGUAUUUUUGUUAAUAAAAAUUUUCAUGAUACAUAUUCUAAAAAGCUUUUUUUUUUCUCAUUGGGACACAAAAAUAUUCCGUAUGUGUGAAUAAAUUCGGACGUAAAUUGUGAGAUAGUCCAGUUCCGCCUAUGCUCUAGGUACAAUUAUAUAAAUAUGAUGUUAAUAAGUAACUGGGGUCGUACUCUAGAGAAUUAAUGAUAUCUAAUGUGAUACAAAACUAAUGCAUGGUGUUUAAACCCCAUUUCUAGAUACAAAUAAAGUAUUUUGUAGUCUUAAUCUAGAAAAAACAUUUUUAACUUGGCUUACAUAAAGUCGUCAAAUUUUACAUCAGAUUUGUAUUAUCAAACAAGCAGCAAAGCAACUUGAGUCUUGAAAAAAAUAAACAGAUUGUUUGACCUUUCAGCUUAUUUUCGUCUCAAUAGUUGUAAGCCAAUAACUACAUAUUCUUUAGAAAUAUUAUAAUAAGUGACAACGACAAUAUUUCGUUUGACAAACACAAAUGUGAUGCAAAAGAGAUGAUGUGAUAUACUCCCAGUAAAAAAAUGUGUGAUCAAAAACAUUUUGAUUCGGAGUGAGCAUUACACUUGGCGUUAUUUAGUGAUGGUGACACUGUAGUCAAAGCUAACUCUGGAUCAAGAUAUUUUCAUUGGUACGUAGCUUUAACCACAGAUGAUCAGAUAAUUUAGUGUAGACAUUUCGGCACAUUACAAAUAAAAUCAGUCUGAUCGUCGAUGGUCUAGGCUAAAGCGAAGGCUAAGUGUUCAAAAUUCUCAUCGCAAGCAUUGGACGAAUAAAAAAGUACUACCUUGAUAUAAUGCCGAGUGCAUUUCCUGGCUUUCAGAAGCCUUCCCAUUACCAUUUAAAUCCGUCCGAUGCCAGUAAACGCUUAGCUCAAGACUUGCGAAUAUGAAGUUUGUUAGCUAUUUAUAUUUAUAUAACUAUUGAACUUGCAUCUAUUUUUAUGGUGUAUUAUAUAUUAAUGUGUAGACUGAUGUGAUCUUUGAGUUGAUGUCAAUUAGUGAUUUAUCUAAAAUGCGCCGUUACCUGACCUGACCAAAAAGACAAUCUUUUAUAAUUUGUAUGAUUUAUAUCCGCGAAUAUGUUUUUAAAACCGCUGAGUAUGUUUACGUGCCAAAUUAAUUACCGUUGUAAUGUGGUUUAUGAACGUGCCAUGGUGACGUAUUGUAUUCAGUUUCGCCCAAUGUCGUUUGUUUACACGUAAAAAUAAAUGUUAAACUAUAGAUGUAUAUGUGCAUGUGUACUAAUGACGUAAGACAUUGUUGAUAACACUUGAUUAUUUCUAAUUACAUUGCAAUUUAUGUACCGGGCAAUUUUUUAAAUGUCUGCGCUUGUUUCAAUUUCACGGUUGACGUAAACGUCAUGGGUAACUAGAGCAUAAAUGUAAAAAAUUACCCCAUAUUUUUUUUGUUGAAAUUAUGAUUGAUGAUGCUUGUAUUAUUUUCAAUGUGUUUACGUGCCAAAUUGAUUACCGUUGUUGUAAUGUGGUUUAUGAACGUGCCAUGGUGACGUAUUGUAUUCGGUUUCGCCCAAUGUCGUAUGUUUACACGUAAAAAUAAAUGUUAAACUAUAGAUGUAAAUGCGCAUGUGUACUAAUAUGACGUAAGACGUUGUUGAUAACACUUCGUUAUUUAUAAUUACAUUGCAAUUUAUGUACCAGGUGAUUUUUUAAAUUUCUGCUCUAGUUUCAAUUUAACAGUGGACGUAAACGUCAUGGAUAACUAGAGCAACGUUUAAAAAAAAUCCCGAUAUUUUGAAGAUUGUAUUAUUUUCAAUAUGUAAAAUAUUUUUGUUGUCAAAGGUUAUUGUCAUUCGUAAAUAAACUUUGGGUUUGUUUAUGUUUGCGAUACAUUUAAUUUUUUUGUAUCACUUUUUAAUAACGCUGUCGUCAUAUGGAACAAAAAUGGUAUAUAUCCUGGUUAAAUUCAGAUGUUACGCUGUAAUACCUUUAUUCUUGUUACCCUGUUGACAUAAUAAAUGUUGUGAAACUUUUAA
Zophobas morio is the source of this 4311-nucleotide messenger RNA. RefSeq names its product isocitrate dehydrogenase [NAD] subunit gamma, mitochondrial-like. Gene Ontology annotation, cellular component: mitochondrion. Gene Ontology annotation, biological process: tricarboxylic acid cycle; isocitrate metabolic process. The transcript has a single exon. The record is from RefSeq and is a predicted model, not a curated record. NCBI's taxonomy places the organism in Eukaryota, Metazoa, Arthropoda, Insecta, Coleoptera, Tenebrionidae. Bases 1106 to 2389 code for a protein of 427 amino acids.